This is a messenger RNA of Mercenaria mercenaria, 6678 nucleotides long. RefSeq lists its product as uncharacterized. The transcript has 3 exons. Bases 470 to 1507 code for a protein of 345 amino acids. Gene Ontology annotation, molecular function: growth factor activity; cytokine activity. Gene Ontology annotation, cellular component: extracellular region. Gene Ontology annotation, biological process: BMP signaling pathway; SMAD protein signal transduction. The record is from RefSeq and is a predicted model, not a curated record. Lineage: Eukaryota; Metazoa; Mollusca; Bivalvia; Venerida; Veneridae.
GUGUCGUGUACUAUCUCUCAUCUUGUAUACAGACAUUACAUUCAUUUCAGUUAUAUAAGAUAUUGAGAAAAUGGAUGUCAGAAAGGGAAAUAAUUCUCAAAUUAUUCAAAGUUAUUGACUUAAAUAUUUUGGAACGAACGGACGGACGGGGCGUAAUGAUUCCGAUAUAGGCCCCCUUCAAACUACUGCGUGAUGUAUAUUUGCAUGGAUAAAAUUGCAUCAGCUUUUCAGAUGUUCAAAUUCUACUAUCAUCUAAAGAUGAACGUAUGCUAUUUGACUUUAUACUUUUGACAUGUUUUGUUAUCAUUACAAAAAACUGGCACUUUGCCUUUUUGUACAAAAUAAACUAUAUGACCUUUGAAUACAUAUUCACAUAUAAGAACUGGGAUUUUUUACGACUUUUUCAGACCGUUUUAAUAUCGUAUCAGACAUGUUACAUUAAUAAUUAAAAGUGUUAAACUUUUGUGUCAUGAAUGAAAUACGUACAAAUCUGGUAUCAUUCACUGUGGUUGCUUUACUAGUAAGUGCCACUAUGUGCCUGUCAGUGCAUUCUGAUAAUGAGGAAUUUAGUAGUAUACAGGAGAAUCCAGCAGAACUGAUAAAACGUUUAGUUGGGGAGGAGGCAGGAUCGAACAUUGCCGCCGGAAGGGGACGGUUGUCUAGCUACCUGCUGCUUCUGUAUAAUGCACUGGAGGGUUAUGAGGAAAUACACCAACACCACACAGGAAAGUUUCCAAAAAUUCGAAGCUAUCGUGGAUUGAAAGGUGGAGAAAACAGCUUCACAUUCUCAUUGACAAGUGUCAGGAGGAAUCACAUGAAAAGAAUCGAAAUCGCCGUAAAACUGACUGACAGGGGGAGAAAUAUUUUUUCCAUUGGCCAGAACGUUUCACUCUUUGUCCAUGAUGGUCUUCAUGAUACCAUCGACUUUUUUGCUCAGACAUAUGCAAACUAUCUUAUCUUUGACAUAUCUGAUCUUAAAGAUGCAUUGCCAAGUAACAUCACCAUUGACAAUAUACUACAUAUAAACAAUGAGCAGGUAAGAAUAUCUAGGCGCAAUGAGCCAGUAUUGCUUAUAUAUGAACAUCUUCAAUACAACCCGCUACUGAAUGGACGUCAAAGAGUGCGUAGACACGCACAUCAUAUGCAGAACUUGGUUGAUGACCAUUCUGCAGAAACUGAUUUGUACUCGUGCCGGAGAUAUGACUGGUAUAUGGAUAUGUCAGUGUUUGACUUAAACUGGUGGGUACGUCCUCUAGUCUAUAAUGCGGGAUACUGCUACGGACGCUGUCGCUUCCCGCUAACAAUCGAGGGGACGAACAGCACGAGUUAUUCGUUCAUGAAAAACAUCUGGCACUCGCAGACAUUCUUCAUGGACGAAAGUGUCCCUAAAGCCUGCUGCGUUCCUGUAGACUACGAACCUCUGCAAAUUAUCUAUAUUAAUGACAAUUUAGAUGGUGAUAUUAUGAUGAUAUCAAAUAUGAAAGUCAAGUCUUGUGGUUGCAGAUGAAAUGCUCGUAUAUGGGGAAUCAAGAAUCGUAUGUGUAGUAAGUUAUUUAGGUUGUGAAUGUAAAUUGUUGACAAGAACAAAUGGGUUACUACUUGAUAAAACUUUAACAAUUAUACUGUAAAGCCUCUCUUUUAUCUGUACAAUUUUCAACAUCUUAUAGUUACAGCACAAAUUUUUAUGGAAGCUAUGCUAUUAUUUGCUUUGUAUUUGAGGCUGUAUUUUCAAACAAUUGGAAGAUUUUUUGAAACGGCGUUACCUCCUUAUUUUCAUAGAUUUGACAAUUUUUGGGUAUGUAUGUACAUGCAUCAGCGUUUUAGACAACCUCAAAAAGCAAUUGCUUGUUAUAACAUAAUUGCCUAGAUCAAGAGUUAUAUUUUUGGUUUGGUUCUACAUCUAGUCCUCAUGACCUGCAACAAUAUAUACCAAAUUAAAGUUAUACUCUUUUCUAAAUCUCUCUUGGUAGUACAAUCUUAAGAACUUUUCAACCUAUAUUACACUUGCUUUUAUUUUAAGUAUAAAUGAAUUCAUCGAGUGGAAAUUUGAAAACUAAAUCGACAUUUAAUUUUAUAUCAAGACGUUGAUAUUUUGCUGAUAAAGAAGUUCUUGAAAUAUUUAAAAUAUUGACUAAAUACAGAAUUUUGAAUGCGCAAUUCAAAACCGCUUCUGAUAUUUUACAACCGUCUGAAUCCAAGAUUUUAUAAUCCGCUUCCCGGCGAUAAAAUAAAAACGACCUCUAUUUUAAUUACGACCAUCUGAGUCCCGGUAAUAAAACGUGUAUCACCACUGAUAUUUAACAGACCUCUGUGUCCUUGUGAUAAAUUUAAUUGUUUACCAACUUUCUGUUUAAAUCAAAACUGCUCCAUGGAAUUUAAAACGGCAAUCACGAGUCUUGAUGACAAUGUCUAAGCCGCCAUUGAUUUAUUAAGAACCUCCAAGUUCUGACGACAAAGCCAACACCUCAAAUGAUAUGUUACAACCCGCCAACUUCUGAUGACAAAUUCAAAACUGCCACUGACAUAUUACAAACCUAAGAGUUUGAUGACAGAUUAUCAUUUACAAAUCUCUAAAUAUUGGUGAUACAUUAAAGACCACCGUUAAAAAGACCGCCACUGACACUUUAUAACUGUCUAAGUUAACACCAGGGACUUCUGUGAGCGAGUAGUUAAGAUCGCUGACUUUGAUUUACUUGACUUUUACCAUUGUGGAUUCGGAAUCUUGCUUUUGUAAUGUUAAACUAUUUUCAUAUAAGGAAGCCAUCCAGUUGGCUUACGGAUAGUAUGUGGUUCUAACCAGGUGUCCGCCCAAGCCUGAGAUAAUGCACAAAGGGGGACCAUGAGUUUUCCUCCUCCAUGGAUGGAAAGUUACCUUAUGGCUUAUCAUUGUGUCGCUGUGACGUUAACCCAACAACGAUAAUAAAUCAAACACCACAUCUUAAGCUUUACAACUCUCUAUGUUCAAAUUCCCUAGGACAAAUUCAAAGCCGUCAGUGACAUUUUACAAACCUCUAAGUCUUACUAAAAAUAAAUACCGCCCCUGGUACUAUACAUCCAUUUGACAGCGAGACUGCCUAUGAUAUUUACAUCCAUAUGACAAAUUCAAAAACACCACCUUUCGAGUCCUGAUGAUAAAUUCAAAACUGCCUUUUAUAUCUCAGAAACAUCUGCUCUCUAAAACUGCCUCUGAUAGUUUACAACCGUUGUGAAUUACUAUGAUAUAUUGGUCAUUGCAAAUAUACAGCUUUCUUGAUUGACUUACAGAUAUUUUACAAAUAGAACUACCCGUAUACAUAUAUGGUUACAUUUCUGUAAGAUAAACUACUGAUAUAUUUAAAAAAAAAUAAUGAAAUAUUCUAAGAGAAGCUUAUGUUUGAUUCAGUUGAAACUCUCUCUCUCUCUCUCUCUCUCUCUCUCUCUCAACAAAAUGGCAUUUUGAUUUUGAUCCUGUAUUUAAUUCAGUUCAUCCUCUCUAUCACGUAUUUAUUUUUAUCAUUACUUGCAUUUCUUUAAUUCUCUUUUUAUUUGUUUUCCAAGCUUAGUCUUUGUACUCAAAUCGUUUUCGCCAACUUUUGUCGCAUCAUUUACACCUGUAGCAUCAAUGAAAAUUCUAGAAGCAGUGAAAGGCAUUUAUGCCAAUGUUAAGUCAUGUAUCAACGUUAAUGGGGUGGGUAUCUUGUACUUUCUCUUGUUCUCUCGGUGAAAGUCAGGAUGAAAAAAUGCCAUCUUUGUGCAUGUCUUUAUAUUUGAAUGAUUUCAUGAUUAUUUUUUUUUUUGUAAACAGCUUGAUAACGAUGUUGAACUAUGUUAAAUUUUUUAUUAUUUUUAUACAGAUGCCACCGCUUUGGUGUCAAAUUUAGAGAGAGAUUUACGAAAUCCUUUGAAUGUAUAAUGACUGAACCAAACCAAAAUUCUAAUAUUUCGUAAGGGUAGACAUAUGAAUUAUAUUUUACGGUAACGGAUAACUCUUUGUAAUUAUGAAUGAAUACAAAUAUUUAGCCAUUUCAUUUAGUAGAAGUUGUUUAAUUAUUUAUUGCAAAAAAUGUUAAUUGUUAAACAAGGAACAAAAGCAACAUAUUGUAUACAGUUCUAUUAGAAAGUGAAAAUUUCCCUUUACCUUCCUUUCGAUAUUCAAAUGAAUACACCUGUCAAAACCGUUUUACUUUAUGACUGUGAAAUGUGGGGAGUUGGUAACAUUGAUAGAUGUAUUUGAGAGAGUUCAGUUGAUUUUGAAAUAUAUCCUGGGACUUUAGCCAUAUGGCGUAAGGUAAGACAAGUGUUAAACCACUUAUUUAAGAAAUAGAAUUAUGAAAUUUCAAAUAAAUGGGCAUAUUUCCUUAAGCCUUUUCCAAAAUCAUCUAAUUUGUCAUGUAGUAUAGUUGCUACGUCAUUUUAAGUAUACAAUCCUGUUCCAAUAUGUAUGUUUGGAUAGCUUGAAAAAGCUAGAAUGUUUUUCAUAAAAUGUGGAUUGUACAACCGAUAUUUUGUAAGUCACAGCUGGUUAUCAGCCAUCCAGGAGUAAACAUUUUCAGAUUUCUUUAAAGUUAAACAUGAAUUUAUAUUCGAAGACUUUUUCUAUCGGACUAUUCCGAUGCAGUUGAUCAUAAUCUGAGAUUUUCUGCUAUGUUGGAGAUGGGUUUCUUUUUUAUUUGAAUGCUUGUAUUUUCCGAUAUGGAGUAUGCACUUUCUUAAAGCUGAAUAGCGUGCAUGAUCUAAUGAACAAAGUUACAAGUUUAAUGAGAAUUGUGACUUCAGUGUGUCAGAAUAUGAAUAUGCAAAGAAAUUAUUAGAUGCCAUAAUGAGUAUAUUUAAGUCUAAUUCAUUCUUUCUUUCUUUUUUUUUCAUUUUUAAGGUAGUGUGUUAGGCUGGGUAAACGUCGACAUUGCAGCCUUUAAUGGUGGAAGAAGGCUCCAGAUGCCCCUCUGAACAUUAUUGCGUGCAUUGAGUUACUUUAUACGACAUACUUUAUGAAAACAGUGUUCCCUCCCGAUAAACAUAUUUCAGCUAUACCAUUAAGCAUUGUUUUACUUACCUACCACUGUACACGAUCAUGAUAAUUUGUUUCUAUGCCUUUCGUUGUUGCCUCUGUAUUUGUUAUAACAUAUAAUAUAUAUCAUAUUUUCAUGUAUCAUGACCAUUUGAAAUUGGAAAGGGGCGUUAUACUUCUGAUCCGCUUUGCCAGUAGAUCUAUUACCGUACAUAGGAUUUGCUCGCAUAUCAAUGCUUUUACUUUUUGUAGUUGACAAACAUAAAGAUUUCUUACAUUUGUUUGACUUUUUAAGUUUAACCUAGGUUCAUCGGAAUGUUUUAAAAUAAUGUUUCAAACCUGCAAAACAGAGAAAAUCGAUAAAUAAAACCUUUUUAUCUUGAAGCAAUUCUAAAUAUUAAUAAAUCUUUAUUGUACCGGUUCAUAUUUUGUUAAGGAAGAAAUAUUGAAAAUGAGGUAAAACGUUUAUUGUUUAUUCCAGGUCAGCUUGCAACAUUAUAUUUUCAUAUUAUAUCAAUUUUCACGAAAUCUUAAAAUGAAGUCAUUGUAUUAUACGUUUUCUUUUUUUCUUUUUUUUUAAACCGUUAUAUGCAUGUAAAACAAAAAGGGUGGAUAUUGGUCAUUUAUUUAAUAAUUAUAUUUGAUGUAUGUACGUUUAGAAGAGAAUAAACAUUGGGACUUUUUGUAGAUACAUGAAUCGAACUAGCGAUUCUUGGAUAAUUUUACAGUUGCUUGCUACAAAAGUAAGUGGCUUUCUUUCCGUGCAUAUCAGACAAUAUAAUAAAAAUGCCACGCUAUCAAUCUUUUCAACAUCUAAACAGACAAAGAUCAGUCCACAUUAAACUGUGUUUGCCUUUCGGUAAGUAACUAUUUGAAAUAUUCGUAAAUGCAUAACUUUCUUUUACGGUCAGAAAAAAAUAAGUAACUAUAACUAUUCUCUGUACGAUUUUAAAGAACGCCAUAUUCUAAUGUGUGGGUGUGUUUGUGAAUGAUGUCAAAUCGCACGAGCAAUCUCACGCAAAGGGCAAGUCUUGAUAUUAUUGCACUAAUGUUGUUUAUACGAAAUUCCAAACGUACAGGUAAUGUCAAUAUUUGUUAUUGUUCUUUAAUAGACGUACAUGCAUCAUUGCUCAAAUAAUUCUCAGUGCAUCAAGAAAGAAGACGGCCAUCAAUAUGUGUACUUGUAAAAGCCUAUAUCUUUCAUGUAACCAUAAAAUACCUCCUUUUCAUGUGCACGUGUAUCUGUUGAACAAAAUUCCAGUGUUAUUUAUAUUAUAUAUAUCUAUUCAGCCAUAUAUAUGUACCAUCUACAUAGCUGUUACUCAGUAUUUGUUCACCCCGGACACAGAUUAAUAGACAUGUUACUCUAUUGUCUACGAUGACCUAAUUUUCAGUUUUCUAGUCUUGUGAAUUAUUUUUGAAUAUUGAUAAUUUUUUGUUUAAGUAUGUUUCAGUUUACUAUUACAUGUUCUUUUGUAAAUAAUAUUAGGUUAUUUAACAAUAUUCCGUACAAUACGGGGAUACAAUUUCAAAAAAAUGUGUAUUAAACGAUCCGAGAGGUGUAUGGUUUGGGUUUAAGAUAUCCCGUAUUGCACAGAACAAUGUUAAAUCAUCUUCCAAUUCUAGUAUUAUUUUCUCUCAAAACGAUACUGACCGUCACGGUGUUAUCAAUAAAACUUAUGCAGAAUUAA